ACCCUGAGUGAGUGAGUGAGGGAGGGAGCUGAGAGCCAGGAGCGGGGGCCAGGAGCCGGAGUGAGAGAGCUGAGAGCCAGGAGCCGGAGUGAGCGAGCUGAGAGCCAGUAGCGGGGGCCAGGAGCCGGAGUGAGGGAGCUGAGAGCCAGGAGCGGGGGCCAGGAGCCGGAGUGAGGGAGCUGAGAGCCAGGCAGUGAAGGUAAUAGAGUGGCACUUGCAGAAAAGGCAGUAUGCUUGUCAGCCAGAGGACUCGACCCCGUUGCAGGGAAGUGAGAGGACCAGACCCUCACUCUGUGGCUGUGAAAGCCAAGUUACCUUCGCGACGACAAACUGAUUAUUUCAAUCUUGAGAUCAGGCGUCAAAAUGAGGUUCGGGACCAGUUGCUGGCCUAUACAAAGGAUAAUAAAUUUGAAUUAAUGAAGAACAAAUGGGUAAAAAACACAGACUAUAAAAUAAUGCACAACACCGUUCAGAGAAAGGUCUACGAGACAAUGGAGGAAUACCGGAUGCAUAUUGAGGAGAGACGAGACAGACUCAAGUCCUUGCUGGAAAAGGAAGAGGUGGAACAGAUCAAGGAAAUGGAGUCUAUGGAGGAAACUACUGUGGAAAGACAAGCCAAAAUGAGGGAAAGAGUCAAGAGUCUGAGAGAAAGAAGAGAGAAUGAAAGAUUGGCCUUAGUUGCCGAGAAGCGUGACCAGCAAUUCAGGGAGCAGUGUGAGGAGCUGCGUUCUCUAAGGUCCAAAAUUACCCAAAAUGAGGUGUGCACAGAGAGAAUGGCUCAGCUCAUACUUAAAGAUGAACUGAAUAGGCAACGCAAGGAAGAGGAUGACCUCUUUGCUGAGCUUUGGGAAAAGGAUCGAAUGGCCAAAGAGAAGCGUGAGGAGAAGGACAGCCAAAGACAAUGGAAACUCAACCGUCAAAUGUCAAAUGUGCUUCAAGCCCAAAGAGCUGCUUCUGAAGCACAGAAGAUAGAGGAAAAGCGGCUUAAAGCUGAGGAAGCUCAGUUACUGGAGGAGCAGCGAUGGUUAAUGAAGAUGGAGGAUGAGCGGGCCUUGCAUGAAAAGCUCCAGAAGCAAGCAAAUGUGAGAAACGUGUUGGACAAAUCCGUCCGUCUAAAGAUGAAGCGUCUUGCUCAGGACCAACAAGAGGAGCUAGCACUUGACAUGAAGAUCAUGGAUCAAAUCAUGCAAGACACUCAUGAUGAUACCAAGGAGAAAAAUCUUAGAAAGCUGGAGCUUCAGAAAGAGCAACAGGUGUACCGGGAAUACCUGGCCCAACAGUUAGAAGAAGAGAAGCGACAGGAGAAGGAAAUGGACAAACUGAUUGAGGCAGAAUUAGAAAAAUCCUGGGCUAAGCGGACAGCACAACUAAGACUGGAGAAAGAGGCCAGAAACCGCCUGAUGAAGGAUGUCUUGGACACACGCCGACUUCAGAUUCAAGAGAAGUUGGAAGGAAAUGCAAUAAAACUGGAAGAACUUGCUCGUGACAAAGAACUUUUGGAAAUGGCCGUUGAAGAACACAAACAGCUCGAAAAGGAAAGAAAUGAAAAGAAAAUAAAGCAAACCCAGAAAUACAGGGAGCAGCUCCUAACCCAGGUGGAUUUCCAGCAGCGCCAGCGAGAUGCUGGGAGAGAGGAAGAACGGAGAGAAUAUGAAGCUGGCCUAGUGGCUGAAAAUGCCUACCAACAGACACUUCGAGAAAUUCUCUCCCGACCAUACAUGGACCAGGGCCAUGUUCAUCCCCUGAGAAAGGCACGCAUCUCCAGCCCAAAGGAUUGGCUUAAUCAAUAAAGCGAAUUCGUGUUUA
This is a messenger RNA of Pelobates fuscus (common spadefoot toad), 1806 nucleotides long. It is a transcript of the gene CFAP53, whose product is annotated as cilia and flagella associated protein 53. The transcript is spliced from 9 exons. The record is from RefSeq and is a predicted model, not a curated record. The coding region runs from base 231 to 1790 and encodes 519 amino acids. Lineage: Eukaryota; Metazoa; Chordata; Amphibia; Anura; Pelobatidae.